Molecule: messenger RNA, 1882 nt
Organism: Desarmillaria tabescens
Lineage: Eukaryota; Fungi; Basidiomycota; Agaricomycetes; Agaricales; Physalacriaceae
Product: dihydroxy-acid/6-phosphogluconate dehydratase
Exons: 25
Coding region: 20-1831 (603 amino acids)
Biological process (GO): branched-chain amino acid biosynthetic process
Cellular component (GO): mitochondrion
Molecular function (GO): dihydroxy-acid dehydratase activity
Source: RefSeq, a predicted model, not a curated record
CGCUCUGCGCACUCGCAUUAUGUCUGUCGAAAUCCAUACCAUUCCGAAAGCUUCGACAGCCGAAGCGAAGAUAAACAGAAUUUCAUGUGCUGUAACUCAAGUAACUAUAAAUCUCGCACAGGAUAAGGCUAGAGGCGGAGCGCAAGCUAUGCUUUACGCCAUCGGAUUGACGGAGGAUGACAUGAAUAAGCCGCAAAUCGGAAUUUCCCCAAUAUGGUGGGAAGGGAAUCCAUGCAACUCCCAUCUUCUGAACCUUGCAAAACAUGUCAAAGUGGGAUGCCAAGAUGAAGGGUUUGUCGGACUGAUAUUCAACACCAUUGGCGUGAGUGAUGGGAUGACGAUGGGCACCGACGGUAUUAUUUUUGAUAUUGACAGCAAUUCACUAAGAGGACCAAAUGCUGACUCUGCCCUUCCUAGUCGUGACAUUAUUGCCGACUCAAUCGAAGCCGCGCAACACUAUGACGGGAACAUAUCCAUUCCAGGAUGUGACAAGAAUAUGCCAGGUUGUCUAAUGGCUGCUGUGCGUCACAACAGACCAACAGUCAUCGUUUAUGGUGGUACAAUUCAGGCGGGAACGCGACAUGUAGAUUGUCCUUCCAUGGGAUAUAAGAAAGGUGGUACCGUCAACAUCUCGGACGCUUUUGAGUCCUACGGGGCUUUUUCUGUUGGUCAAAUCAGUGACGAGGAGCGAUUUGAUGUCGUUCGUCAUGCCUGUCCUGGCGCAGGUGCUUGUGGUGGAAUGUAUACCGCUAACACUAUGAGCUCCGCGUUAGAGGUUCUUGGCAUGUCUUUGCCAUACUCUUCGAGCACGCCUGCUGUUUAUCCUGAGAAAGUGCAGGAGUGUACCAAGGCAGCGAAGUAUCUGAAGAAGCUGCUGGAACAUGAUGUCAAACCUAGGGACAUUUUGACUCGCCAAUCUUUCUUGAAUGCCAUCGUUAUGGUCAAUAUACUUGGCGGCUCGACGAAUGCAGUUCUUCAUUUCUUAGCUAUGGCUAGAGCAGCAGAUAUUGAGCUAACAGUGGAUGACUUCCAAGCGAUUUCUGACAAGACUCCAUACAUCGCAGAUCUAAAGCCGUCCGGCAAGUAUUACAUGGAGGAUGUUCACCGGGUCGGAGGCAUUCCUGCGAUUCUCAAGUAUCUGCUCAACCAUACCGAUCUGAUCGACGGAUCACAACUAACAGUGACCGGGAAGACUCUCGCACAAAACCUGGAAGACGUUCAAGAGCUUUCUUUCGAUAACCAGGAUGUCAUCAAGAAACUUGACAAUCCUAUCAAGAAGACUGGUCAUCUUACGAUCCUCCGAGGCAACCUUGCACCCGGGACGGCCGUUGCAAAACUCACUGGAAAAGAAGGCCUACGUUUCGAGGGCACGGCCAAAUGCUUUGAUAGCCUUGAUGGAUUCUUCCCCGCCUUGGAAACUGGCGAGAUCAAGCCGGGUAUGGUGUUAAUCUUCAGGUAUCAGGGUCCCAAAGGCGCGCCGGGAAUGCCAGAGGUGUGGCCAACCGCUGCCCUUGCGGGGGCCGGUCUAAGUACAAGCACUGCUUUGAUUACCGACGGAAGAUUCUCUGGAGCGAGUCGAGGCUUUAUCAUAGGCCAUGUUGUUCCAGAGGCUCGUCUCGGAGGACCUAUUGCUCUGGUCAAAGACGGAGAUCCAAUUAUCAUCGACUCUGAGAAGAGAACGAUUGAUUGGUUAGUCGAUGAGGAAGAGCAGGAGAGGCGCAAGAAAGAAUGGGAUGCUUCGGACAAGAAGGAGCUGAAUGUGAAGAGAGGAAUUCUAUUCCGAUACGCGAGGGAUGUUGCGCCCGCCAAUGUGGGAGCAUAUUGCGACUGAGAAGUGAGAUAGGAAGCAAGGCAUAACUUCAUUAAAAGAAUACAAUAAAAU